Molecule: messenger RNA, 452 nt
Organism: Prunus dulcis (almond)
Lineage: Eukaryota; Viridiplantae; Streptophyta; Magnoliopsida; Rosales; Rosaceae
Product: defensin-like protein 1
Exons: 2
Coding region: 59-286 (75 amino acids)
Biological process (GO): defense response
Source: RefSeq, a predicted model, not a curated record
AUUACAUAUAGAGAAAUUGUAUCUCAUCUUAAUUUGCAGCUUUCAGCCAUUGUUAGCCAUGGAGAGGAAAUCUUGCAUUGCGCUUGUACUUUUGCUCUUCAUUGUCUUGGCUUCACAAGAGAUGGUGGUGCCAAGCGAGGCAAGGGUUUGUCAGUCACAGAGCCAUGGGUUCCGUGGACCAUGCAUCCGCCACCACAACUGUGCUCUCGUCUGCAGGAACGAAGGCUUCUCCGGUGGCAGAUGCCGCGGCUUUCGUCGCCGUUGCUUUUGCACUCGCCUCUGUUGAUCACUGGGUCGUCAUUGAUUAACCAGGUCGAUCGGUCGUACAAGAAAAUGCGUUGCAUGUUAUAUGCAACUAGCUCUAGAUAGGAAAUUAAUAAAUGGAGUUUUCUUCCACGCGUUAGAUCGAGGGAAGUGUUAUCAUGUUAUUCUGGUUACUUAAUUGUGGUAUU